AGGAGAAACCUCUGCAGUCUGCAGCUCCAAAUUUUCAAGUUUUAUGCGCGUAUAUCAGUAUAUGUAUGUAAUAUUUGUGUGUGUUUGUUUUACAAAAGUUCGAGUUUUUUUUCUUGCAUUUGCGAUUAGAAAUGGAUAAUCAUUCGCAAACGAAGUACCAACACGCGGCGUUCGACGGCAGCAAGCUCGCCGAUUCGCCGGGUUCGUACACCGGCGAUUUCAGUUUCGCAAAGAGCACGGAUCGGCGAUUCGCCUACUUCCGCCAAGCGUCUCUGCUGCGUCAGAACGCUGCCGUCGAGCCCCACACGCCGCAUCAUGAGCUGGCGCGCAGCGUUUCGAGCAUUGAUAUUCCGCCGGGCAGUUAUUUUCCGGAUUAUAGGUUUUCGAAUUCGAAGGGAACGGGUGAUGGAGUCUCCGCGUUUUCCUUUGUUUCGUUGAUUUUGGGAGGAUUGAGGUCGGGAAACAAGCAGAUGAGGCGCUUGUUCGUGCUGAUUUCGCUUAAUGUCGCGUAUUCUACUACUGAGUUGUUCGUCGGCCUGUUCUCCGGGCGUAUCGGCUUGGUAUCGGAUGCAUUCCAUUUGACUUUUGGCUGUGGCCUGUUGUCAUUUUCAUUGUUUGCAAUGGCUGCUUCUCGACAAAAUCCAGAUCGCACUUACACAUACGGGUACAAAAGGCUAGAAGUUUUAUCUGCUUUUACCAAUGCUCUAUUUCUUUUAUUUAUGUCGUUCUCCUUAGCUGUGGAAGCACUUCACGCGUUCAUACAAGAUGAGUCGGAGCACAAGCAUUACUUAGUCAUCUCAGCUGUCGCUAAUUUGCUGGUAAAUCUCAUUGGUGUUUGGUUCUUCAGGAAUUAUGCCCGAAUCAGUAUUGCUUACAGAAAAGCUGAAGAUAUGAACUAUCACUCUGUUUGCUUGCAUGUUCUGGCUGAUUCCAUUCGUAGUGCAGGGUUGAUCCUAGCAUCCUGGAUGCUUAGCCUUGGGGUUGCCAAUGCUGAAGUCCUGUGUUUGGGACUAGUCUCAGUGACAGUUUUUAUGCUCGUCAUGCCACUUUUCAAGGCCACAGGCGGCGUCCUGCUACAAAUGGCACCACCUAGCAUUCCCCCUUCAGCUUUGAGCAAAUGCUGGAGACAGGUUAGUUCACGUGAAGACAUUACAGAGGUUUCUGAGGCUCGUUUCUGGGAGUUGGUGCCAGGGCACGUCAUUGGAUCCAUUUCACUACAGGUAUCGUCUCUAUCUAUCCGCCUACCCAAAUCUUGUAGGGCUUAUUGUUUGCUUUCUGUUGAUUCUCUUAAUGUUGGACUGCAUACAGGUGAAGGAAGGAGUCGAUGAUCGCUCUAUACUCCAAUAUGUCCAUAGUUUGUACCAUGAUCUCGACGUGCAGGAUUUGACAGUACAAACUGAGUAUGCUUGACUCACAGUUUUGUACACUAUUAAUCACCUGAGACCAGUGAUUUACAGUUGAAAACCAGUUUUUGUUUUAUGCAGAGGCAAAGAAUUUUAUGCAACUGUAAAGAACUGUUCGGCUUAUUUAAUGGUAGGAGCUGCCACACUAGAUUCUCAAUUGCUUUUCUGUAUGUUGGCUUGUAAUUAUUUGAAAAUUUUUGUAGAUUUCACAAUAUUAUACAUACAUGCAUACAUACAUACAUGAGGGUUUUUAUUGAACAAA
Salvia miltiorrhiza (redroot sage) is the source of this 1665-nucleotide messenger RNA. RefSeq names its product metal tolerance protein C2. Gene Ontology annotation, biological process: zinc ion transport; intracellular zinc ion homeostasis; transmembrane transport. The transcript has 9 exons. The coding region runs from base 132 to 1328 and encodes 398 amino acids. The record is from RefSeq and is a predicted model, not a curated record. Gene Ontology annotation, cellular component: membrane; Golgi apparatus. Gene Ontology annotation, molecular function: zinc ion transmembrane transporter activity. Lineage: Eukaryota; Viridiplantae; Streptophyta; Magnoliopsida; Lamiales; Lamiaceae.